Molecule: messenger RNA, 3990 nt
Organism: Bombyx mandarina (wild silkworm)
Lineage: Eukaryota; Metazoa; Arthropoda; Insecta; Lepidoptera; Bombycidae
Product: GTP-binding protein 2
Biological process (GO): translational elongation
Molecular function (GO): GTPase activity; translation elongation factor activity; GTP binding
Source: RefSeq, a predicted model, not a curated record
AUUUUUGUGCAAUUCCUACCUACAUGACGAAAUAAAUAGCCUUUGUGAAAUAAAUCUUAUCUCAGUGUAACACAAUUACAUACAUUUACCUAAUUUGAUUAGAAAAAAAAACUGCCCUGUAAACCGAUGGGCUGUCCGGUUUAAAAGAUUUUAAUAUUGUUUACGGCGCCUUGUUGACACAGUUGCGUUAUUUAUUACAUUUUUACGUCACAUUUAAUAAUUUGGCCGGGUUUCUGUAUUGUGAUUGUUGACUCACAAUAGUCGUCGACUUGGCGUUGCCAGCAGCAUUUCAAUGUGACCUUGACUAGAAACAGCUGUUACGAUAAAAUGGAUUCGUUCUUUAGCCUUUUCGAUCCUACCGACGGAGGUCAAAAUAAAAAUAAUACAAGAAAAAAACACAAAAUCGAUUCGGAUAGCGUUAAGAAAAAAAAUGAACUGCCCAAAGGGAGGAGGCGAGGGAGACGCUCGAACGGCAAGCAUGAAUCUCUGCCCGAGGAGUCCUCGUUCCUCUGCGAGCCUGAUCUGAGCAACGGGAUCGUGGUCAAGGGUGUCAGCUACAUCGAGAAUUACAUCGAAAUUAAUACAAAGGACGACGACGACAAGAGGCCCAAACGCAGAAAUUCUAACCGCAAAUCACGCCGGAAAAGGACUAAAACCACGCCUAUUAGAGAGCAGGCCGAUGCAGAACUGAACCCCUGCGUAAAUCUCAACAAUCAGAUAGUUACAUGUAAAAAAACCGAUGGAAGCGUCGGUAAGAAUGUCAAUAAACUGACGGACGACAAAAAAAGGAACAACCAAACGAAAUAUGACGAUUUCGAUGAUAAGAUGUGUAACGUUAUCGAUGGCCUGGAAGGGGUCAGCCUGAAGGAAGACUUGUAUAUGUCAGGGGAAUUCAAUACGGGGGAUUUUGACGAGGAUUGGGACGAGCCCGCGGCUGAGGACUCCGAUUCUGAUUACGAGGAUUCGGCCGAUGAGGUAUACGGGAACCUGCCCCCCGAGCCCAGGUUCGGGAACGUGGAGUACAAGCUGCAGCUGGUGUCGCUCUGCGAGAAACGAUUCCAGCAUCUGGUCACCCAGCUCAAAUGGCGUCUCCGGUCGGGGGGCGGCCGGUGUGUGUACGUGGUGGGAGUGCGGGACUGCGGCGCCGUGGUGGGGCUGCGGGCGCGCGCGCUGCGGGGCUCCCUGCGCACCCUGCGCCGCAUGGCGCGCGCCCUCGCCGCCACCCUGCGCGUCACCACCAGGCGUCUGGCGCCGGAUCGCGCCGUGGCCGAGGUGCACAUACUAAAGCUGGCCGACCCGCAGCAGAGCAUGGAGCUGAGGAUCGCCGUGAUGGGCGCCAACGAAGCUGGGAAGUCCACCUUGAUCGGAGUCCUCACGCAAGGCGAGCUGGACAACGGCCGGGGGAGCGCCCGUCUGAACAUGUUCCGGCACCUGCACGAGGUCAAGAGCGGCCGGACCUCGUCGCUCAGCCACGAGAUACUGGGGUUCGACGCCCAGGGCAACGUGGUGAACUACGGGUGCUCGGAGCUGAUGACGGCCGAGCGGAUCGGCGAGCGGAGCACCCGGCUGGUGUCGUUCAUCGACCUGGCUGGCCACUCCAAGUACCAGCGCACCACGCUGCACGGGCUGGCCGGCUACUCGCCGCACUUCGUCAUGCUCGUGAUAUCGGCGACGGCCGGCAUCACGCGCAUCACGGAGGAGCACAUAGACCUGCUGCUGGCGCUGGACGUGCCGUUCUUCACGGUGGUGACCAAGUGCGAGCUGGCCGCGGCCGCCGUGCAGGACGUCGCCGCCAAGCUGGCCAAGCUCCUGCAGCCCUACAACAAGAGACCACUGCUAAUAACAGACGAGAACUCUGCGAGGAACUGCGUGGCCCCACAGAAGCUAAUUCUUGACACGAUCAAUGACAAUGCCUCUGAGGAUAAAUGCGUGAUGCCGGAGGUGGCGGUGUUCCCGGUGAGCUGCGUGCGCGGCGCCGGGCUCGGGCCGCUGCACGCCUGCCUCGCCUCGCUCGCUUGUCUACUGGCCACACCCUCCGCCGCGCACUACAACACGCUGCCGCACGACGUGAGGGACACGUGCGAGUUUCAAAUCGACGAGAUAUUCCACGCGGGGGAGUCGUCCGGUCCCGUGGUUGGGGGGCUGCUGGCCCGCGGCAGGAUCCGGGAGGGGGACGACCUCCUGAUGGGUCCACUGGACGACGGGCGCUUCGUGUCGGUCCGCGCGGUGGGCGUGCACCGCAACCGGGCCGCCGUGAGCGCCGCGCGCGCCGGACACACGUGCUCGCUGCGGCUGCGGGCCCAGCACGCGCCGCGCCCCGGCAUGGUGCUGCUCCGGCAGCCUUCAGACUCUUCGGGCCUUCACUGCAAGAGCAACAACGUGGGGAGCUCUGUGGAGGACGCGAUGACCCUGGCCCGAGCUCAGCAAACGCUGUCGAAGCCCGACGCCGAUGCGACCAAGAACACGUUCGAAGGAGCCACCGAUGACAUCCAAGACGACGGCACGACUAAUCCUAGGGGAUGUCUCUAUUUUCAGGCCUCUAUACACCUUCUGAGACAUUCGACCGCCAUCUAUAGAGGGUUCCAGUGCACAGUUCACGUCGGCAACGUCACGCAAACAGCCAUCAUCCAGGGCAUCAUGUCGGGUACGGGAGAGCUGAGGGCUGGCGAGUCGGCCUCCGCCCUGUUCCGGUUCGUGCGCAGCCCCGAGUACCUGGUGCGCGGCAGGAGGAUGUUGUUCACUGCAGGACUCGGCACCAGAGCCAUAGGGAGGAUAACGCAAGUGUUUCCGCACGUCCCUUGAAAGUCCUAAACUACUAUAUUUGUGUCUAAAGCACAGAAUAUUGUAUACGUGUAAAUGUAGAAGAGGACAACAAAAUGUUAUUUGUUAUUUUCCUCAAGUAACGUCACCCUAGCGAGGAGAACCGAGAUAUUUAGUGGAAAUGUUUGGUGACACUACUUUAUCAUAUAUUUAUUUAUUAUAUUUUUAUGAGAUAGUAUAAUAAUGAUAUUGGAUUUAAUGAUUAUUUUCGUUUAUGUGUGUGUGUUUUUUGUGUACUUAAUACGGGAGACGAAUUUGAAGGCGGUUAUUAAAUAUGAAACAUUUGAAUUGAAUAGAUUAGAAUGAAUUGUAAUACUAAAUGUUUCUGAUCUGAUUUCGUGUUAGAAUAUGAUCAAAAUAUUUAUAUUUAUGUUCGUGAACACUAAGGUCGCUGUAAACAUAUUAAUGAGUGAUUAUAUUUUUCUUGUAUAUCGGUUAAAAUUGAAUUAGGUUUAAUUAAUCGGAAUGAGUAUUCACUGUGAAACUAGAUUAAGUUUAACGUUGGCAACAUUUAGUGAGACACUCGAAACGUCAACGUCAAGUUGACAGUGACAGUUGAUUUCUAUCAACAUACAUCAUGUUGAUUGUAAUAAGAGUGAUAUGGUGGAGGGGGGCAAGGGGUACAGUCGGUAAUGUCUAUCGAAAAGCGACCAGUGUGCUUAGUGCGAGUUUUUAACAGCGUCCCUAGCGGCAAAUGUAGACAAACGUUCCAACUCCAUACGAAUUUGAGUUUACUUUUACACUAUCGAGAACGUUAAAAAAUUCGCACUAUGCACACUGGGGCGCACAAAGAUGGUGCCGAAAGUUUUUAUAUUAUAACUUACUACGCUGUUUUGGUGGGUACUUCAGUCGUAUUCGUAAUAAUGCCUUUGUAGGCAGACGAGAGCAUACGGCCCCCCCUGAUGGGAAGUGGAUACCGUCAUUGCUGGGGACACAGUCGAGCCGCCACCAAUAGAAUUUACUGCUUACAGCUUUUCUAACUUAUCUCCUCAUAUUAGACAGCAGUCACCAUACAGAGUUUCAAGCUUAAACAUUUGGCGAUAUUUUACUGAAAUAUGACAAUCAUUGUGAUCAUUUUUACUGGUGGUAGGACCUCUUGUGAGUCCGCACAGGUAGGUACCACCACCCCGCUUAUUUCUGCCGUGAAGCAGUAAUGCGUUUCGGUUUGAA